Molecule: messenger RNA, 2261 nt
Organism: Salmo salar (Atlantic salmon)
Lineage: Eukaryota; Metazoa; Chordata; Actinopteri; Salmoniformes; Salmonidae
Gene: ric3a
Product: RIC3 acetylcholine receptor chaperone a
Biological process (GO): synaptic transmission, cholinergic; protein localization to cell surface
Cellular component (GO): neuron projection; intracellular membrane-bounded organelle; neuronal cell body
Source: RefSeq, a predicted model, not a curated record
GUAAAAUCAGGAAGGAUGCAGGAGGUUUGGUGUUUCCAAUAGUUACCACAGCAAGAGAGUCAAAAUGGACUAUAUCGUAAAAAUUCGCUUUUUGGGCUACAUUUACGGUUAGGCGUAAGGUUAGCAGUGUGGUUAAGGUUAGGUUUAAAAUCAGAUUUUAAGAAGAAAAAUUGUAGAAAUGGGCGGGGUGUAGCCGUAAUUAUGACUUUGUGGUUGUGGUAACUAGUGACGAUCAGAGGCUUAAUGUUCAGCCAGAGAUACUCCUUUCUCUACUUUCUCAAAUAUCUCUGGGACAGUUUAUCUGUGACAAAAUGUCGAUGACUACUCUGCAGAAGGUUACUCUGAUUUCCUGCUCUGUCCUCUGUGUUUCGUUAUUCCUUCCCAAAAUGCUUUUACCGAGAGGGAAGAAGGAUGUAGGGCAGCCCGAGGUUGGUCCUGGGUAUUAUCCUCCCAUGAUGCAUCGCCUACAGAUGCCAGAGGAGGGCCUCGGACAGUGGAUGGAGGGGAGUCAUGACUCUGGGCCCCACAGCCCUGAGGUCUUGGCUAAAGUCAAAGGCAUGGGCACACUUCAGAUCCGAGGAGCCACUAAAUCCAAUCUGAUCAGCCAGGCCAUUCCCAUCUACGGAUUUGGAAUCCUACUCUACAUCCUCUUCAUCAUAUUCAAGAUGACAACUAGGCCUAAAGGAAAAAGUACUAAACUGGUAUGCCGAUUUCCUACAAUGUCAUCUGAAGCUUGGCAGAAGAAGAGGACAGAUGAUGAGCUGGCCCAGCUUCAGGAGAAGCUGCUGGAGACAGAGAGGGUGAUGGAGAGGAUUGUCUCCAGAAGGAGCAGCACUCCUGACAGAUUUGAUGCAACUCGAAGGAAAGCAUGUACAUGUAAAAGCCUCCUAUUUUACACAGAGAUUGGGGCCACCAUCCAUGGAAGCAGGACUAGCAGCAAGGUUAGAAGAGCAUCCAAGCAGGAGGAGAAGUUACUGCGGAAGCUGAGUAAGAUCAGCCGGGUGAUGCAGGAGGUACGACUGAUGGAGGGGGCUACACCUGAGAUGGAGGCUGAGAUGGUGCCCUACACAGCUGACUGGGAGGGCUACCCUGAGGAGACCUACCCCCAGUAUGAGGAGCCCGGUGGCAGACGCAGCGGCAGUUAUGACCCCAUCACCAUCCUGGAGGAGCCUGCUGCUGACUCAGAGAUACCCACUGCUGAGGCCCUGGCUGAGGAGGUGGUGGAUGAGGAGGAGGAUGAUGUAGAGGAGGAGGAGGAGGAGCUGCAGCUCUGGCUGCCCCCACCUCCUGAAGGAGAAUUGGAAGAAAAGGGUAGUAGUCCCAGCAGAGUAAAAAAGCAAAUCAGAUUCAGCGACCACAAAGAUGUGUUUCACUACCCUAAGCAGGAUACGGUCUAUGAAUAUAGGUAUGAAGAGGUGAAAGAGGAGGAGGAAGAGGAGAAGGAAGAAGAGGAUGAGGAAGGGGAGGAAGAGGAGGAGGAAGAGGAGCAAGUGGAUGAGACAGAGGAAGAAGUAGGUGAUGAAGAAGACCCACUGAUGGAGGCCGAGGCUCUCAGUUUUAGUUGUGACGUCUGUAGUAAUCCAGAGGCAGAAGCAGAAGAAGAGAUGGAAGAAGAAGAGUACAUUCUUCUGUCUCAGUCUGAAGAGACAGACAGCUUCACCCCACCAGAUAUGGCUGGGAAGCUGGGAGUUGGGAGUUUUCUCAGGAUGAGGAACAGGAGAGAGACAUAGUGGGCAGAGUCAAUAAGGAAACUAACUCAUCCUAAACUAGCCUCCCUAGCCCUUUGACCUUACUGAAUGUUUUGAAUAUUCCCAAGAAUGUACCUCUCCUUAUGCAAAUCCCUGUUUUCUAUCCUGUCUCCUUGCGUCCCAAGACAAGAUGCUGCUCACUGGGUGAAUUUUGUGAUCCUAACUAGACUACCUAAUACCCUAAUAUUCAUGCUGCUUUAAAGGAAACCAUUUACCUACAAUUCACCAUGUCCUUUGAUGACAGACAAACUAUCUGACUCUAACCUUAUUCCAAUAUGUCAGUCAAGCAUUGUAGAGACCCUGGUAUCCUCUGGGAUAGAUUGUAAACAGAGAGAGCAGGGACCCACAUGAAUGAUCUACCUCUGUUUACUCAUUUAAGUCCAGCUUUUGUAUCUCAAAUCUAUUAAAAGUGGACAUUCUAUUAAAAGGUAAUAUCAUUUUUUUAAAUAAAAAUUCAAACCAGCAACUAUUAAGGCCAGAAUGUAUUCGUAAUAAAAAAUGAAUUGUCCAUGA